AUGGAACCAGAUUAUCAGAUAUCUUCAGAGCAGAUAGUGAAAGAUGUACUUGAUAAAAGAAAACAGAAAUCACAAGCUACCAAGUCCAAUGUUGAUAUCAAUAUCCAGGAUUUAGAAGAAUUGAAAGAUUUACAAGGUCGUAAGAGAACUGAAUAUGAAACUUACUUGAAGAGAAAUAGAUUAGACAUGGGCCAGUGGCUGCGAUACGCAGAUUUCGAAAUUCAGCAACAUGAUAUUAGGAGAGCAAGAUCAAUUUUUGAAAGAGCAAUGUUGGUAGAUAGCUCAUAUAUUCCACUAUGGAUACGUUAUAUUGACACGGAAAUAAAAAAUGAGUUCAUCAACCAUGCCAGAAACCUUUUGAAUAGAGCUGUUAAUAUUUUACCGAGAGUAGAUAAACUAUGGUACAAAUAUUUAAUACUGGAAGAAUCUAUUGGAAACAUAGACAUAACAAGGUCAUUAUUUAAUAAAUGGAUUUCUUUAGAACCAAAUGUAAAUGCCUGGGAUUCUUUUAUUGAUUUUGAAAUUAGGCAAAAAAAAUGGAAUGAAGUAAGGAAUAUCUAUUCAAAAUAUGUGUUGGUACAUCCACAAUACAGGACCUGGGAUAAUUGGUUUUUAUUUGAGAAGAAAUAUGGAACAAUAGAACUUGUAAGAAAAACCUAUGUUUUCGCCCUUGAUACAUUACAGUCAUAUUUAGAUGUUACGAAUAAAGAUAAUGAACAAAUAUUCGAUAAUCUUCUUGGUGAUAUUAUAUCAAUUGUAAUACAUUUUUCUAGCUGGGAAGCAUCUCAGGCGGAAUAUGAGCGUAGUCGUGCUCUGAUAAGGUUUGCUUUAGAGCAAUGGCCUGAGCAAAAAGUACUAAGAGAUUAUCAGGUUGAUUUUGAAAAGAGUUUUGGAAAAGAUUUCGAGAACAUAGAAAGCAAUAUAAUAAGGAAGAGGAAACAAUCAUAUGAACACUAUUUGAUAAACAAUCCUAGAGAUUAUGAUACCUGGUGGAUUUAUUUAGAUUUAAUUGAAAAAUAUUUUGUCGUUGAAUUACUAGAUAUUUAUAAUCAGUGUGUUAUCAAUUCUAAACCUGAAACGAUGAAAAAAACCAUAGAAUUUGAAAGGUAUAUUUGCAUUUGGAUAAGAUAUCUAAUUUUUGUUGAAAAAACAGGUAAUGAUACUGAGCUUUGCAGAACUUUGUAUAAUGACUUGAUCUCUAAUAUUAUUCCACAUAAAGAGUUUACAUAUCCUCUAAUAUGGAUCAUGUAUGCUAAUUUUGAAAUUAGACAGGAUAAUAUAUCCAAUGCAAGAAAAAUCAUGGGAAGGGCAAUCGGUAUUUGUCCCAGUGAUGAAUUAUUUAGAUCGUAUAUUUCCAUUGAAAUAAAAUUAAAAGAGUUUGAUAGAGUAAGAAAAUUAUAUGAAAAAUAUAUCGAAUUUAAACCAAAUUCUGAAGAAUUGUGGAUCCAAUAUGCUGAAUUAGAGAGUAAUUUAGGUGACGAGGUUAGAGCGAGAGGCAUAUUAGAAUCAGCCUUAAAUUCAUCAAUGAAUUGUUUCAAUAAAGACUCAAAAAACAAACUCUUCAAAUCAUUGAUAGAGAUUGAGACGGAGUCUGGAAAUUAUGACAAGGUUAGAGUUGCAUAUCAAAAAUACUUGAGAAAUUCUGAUUUUGAUAAGUCCAUAUGGAUUGAGUACGCUACAUUUGUUCUUUCUACACCAACUGAAGACCAGUUAAAGUUAUUAACUAACAACAGUUCUAAUGCUGAUUCUGACGAGGAACUAGAAUUCUCUAUAACUGAAGAAAACAUAAAUAAUGCCAGAAAAAUUUUUGAACAAGGCCUAAUGCAUACUAAACUUCACAAUAAGGAAAGUGAUAGAGUUUUUUUAUUUAAUGCUUAUGAGCAAUUUGAGGAAACUUAUGGCGAUUCUUUAUCAAAACAAGCACUAUCAUCAAGACUUCCUGUAAAAUCUAAGAUAAAGUUUUAUGAGAAUGGGAUUGAGAAAGAAACGUUUCAGUAUUUAUUUCCAGAUGAUAACGAUACAUUAGAAAAGGAAGAAGAGAAGAAACCUGAUAUUUCUAAAAUGUUCAAACUAGCAAAAGAAUGGGAAAGUUCCCAAACAGGAUAG
Tetrapisispora phaffii CBS 4417 is the source of this 2106-nucleotide messenger RNA. It is a transcript of the gene CLF1, whose product is annotated as Clf1p. The transcript has a single exon. The coding region runs from base 1 to 2106 and encodes 701 amino acids. Gene Ontology annotation, molecular function: protein binding. Gene Ontology annotation, cellular component: precatalytic spliceosome; Prp19 complex; post-mRNA release spliceosomal complex. Gene Ontology annotation, biological process: spliceosomal complex assembly; mRNA splicing, via spliceosome. The record is from RefSeq and is a predicted model, not a curated record. Lineage: Eukaryota; Fungi; Ascomycota; Saccharomycetes; Saccharomycetales; Saccharomycetaceae.